Messenger RNA from Pyrus x bretschneideri (Chinese white pear), 2627 nucleotides. RefSeq names its product probable ADP-ribosylation factor GTPase-activating protein AGD14. The transcript has 13 exons. Gene Ontology annotation, molecular function: GTPase activator activity. The record is from RefSeq and is a predicted model, not a curated record. NCBI's taxonomy places the organism in Eukaryota, Viridiplantae, Streptophyta, Magnoliopsida, Rosales, Rosaceae. Bases 230 to 2428 code for a protein of 732 amino acids.
AAAUUUCACUCUCCCUUUGACCUCUUUCCUCCGCUGUCUCUCUAACCGACUUCCCACCAAAAAUGUACGACUCUCAGCCUCUUCCGGUCAUCAUCCGCAACGCUUACUAUCAUCAAUUUCUCUCUCGGUUCCCAAUUUCUAGGGUUUCUUCUCUGCCCGCUUGUGGAUGCAGACAUAGAUUCGAGUUGCUACACUGGUUAUGUAAUCAGGUUUCAUAAUUUUCUGAAAAAUGAGAAAAGGGUUGAAGGAAGAUGAGAAAAGCGAAAGAACAAUUCGCAGUCUUUUAAAACUUCCCGAGAAUAAAAGAUGCAUCAACUGCAAUAGCUUGGGACCACAAUAUGUUUGCACGACCUUCUUGACAUUUGUCUGUACAAAGUGUAGUGGAGUACAUCGGGAGUUCACUCACCGAGUAAAAUCAGUGUCAAUGGCUAAAUUUAAUGCAGAAGAAGUUAGUGCACUUCAAGCAGGGGGAAAUGAGCGAGCAAGACAAAUUUAUUUUAAAGAAUGGGAUCCUCAGUACCAUUCUUACCCUGAUGCCGGUAAUCUUCAUGGACUCAGGAGUUUUAUAAAGCAUGUAUAUGUUGAUAGAAAAUACACUGGCGAGAGGAGUGUCUACACUGGUGAGAGGAGUAUCUACACUAGUGAGAGGAGUGGCAACAAGCUCCCAAUGCUGCGAUUGAGCACUGAGGAGUCUGAUGAAAACCAGAAGGUUGGUGGACAUCGUAGUGGAUCCAGGAGCUUCCAUGAUGAUGACAGGUUGGAACGGAGUUAUAGUAAUAGUCCAGGUGGAAGAAGUUUAAGAUACUACUAUGAUGAGAGAAGAAGUCCUCGAUAUUCUCCAGAAAACUCAAGAAGUGGUGGUUUUAUAAGAGCUCCUCUACGUUUUGAGAUUGUUGAUAACAGGAUUCGGGGGGGAAAACGUGGAUCCUCAAGUGGAGAAUCCAAGGUCCAAAGCAGGAUACCAGACAAUAAGAAGACCGCAGAAGGGUCCCAUUCUCCUGUUGUGGCCCCUGUUAGAGAUAAACUACGAGAAAACGUGCCUCCUCCACAGGUUGGUGAAAGUUCCACAGCAAAUCAGAAGGAUACUGAUGGUUCUGCUCAUAAUCAGAAAACCAAAUCUACUGGUGGCCAUGAUGGGAAUGCGACCAAACAAAAUAUGGUAAGCUUGAUUGAUUUCAAUACUGAUUCCGAGCCCCCACAUGCUACAGAAUCACAAUUGCAGCAAACACCUCCACCCAAUGAGGAUAACAACUGGGCCUCAUUUGGAUCAUCUACAACGGAGAAGGCACCUCAAGUUCCAACUGCGGUUCCAAAUGCAGACCCUCUGGAGUCUUUGCUAUUUGAAUUGUCAACUCCCUCAUCUGUUCCUGUGAGUAAUGCAUCUGAGACACCACACAAUGAUGGUGCUCCGUCAACUGCAUCUAUAAACACCAUGCCUGCAGGUGGUCAUUCCCCAGCUGAUGCAGGUCCUGUGCAAGAUCUUGCUAUUUUUGGUGGUGACACCACUGUAAAAGGUACUGAUGAGAAGCAGUUAGUACUAAGUACACAGCAAGAUCAAUCUUCUAUAUCCUUCACCGCGGAUAGCGGUUCUACUUCACAUGUCAAUUUUGCAGUUGGAGCUUCAAACGCUGAGUUGAGGAACUUAUCACUGGCACCAAGCAUACAAAGAUCUUUCAGUAUUCCUGCUGAAAAAUCAUCUCAAUCUAUUUUGAAUCCAGCUGAACAUACCGACAGUGGCAGUGGAGCUGGAUACCAAGUGGAAAUGAAUACUAGCGUGCGAAUGGAACUCCCGGCAGACCUUUUUACUGCAAGUUACUCAUCAGCCCCUGGACAAUCUUCAGGCUGGCAUAUUGCUCCAGUUCAGGGAAUGGGGUACAACAUGCAGUAUUACCCUACCGCGACGCCGGCUCCAGUAAUUCCGGGUCCAGCAAAACCAAAAAAUCCGUUUGAUCUUAAUGAAGAAAAAAGCCUAGUGACUUCCACACAUUUUCCUUCCAUGUCUUCAUUGCAAGGAGCUCUGCCUAAUGCUCCAGUACCAGGCUUGAUGCAUGCUUCGAGCCUUCCUACUAUGUCGCAAUUUGAGUCUAAUGAAUCCAUGACGAUGCCUUCACACUCGCCUUCGUUCGCAAAUGCUUUCUCUCCGAGUAAAUUCACUUUGUUACCUUAUGUUUUCUUUCUUGGCUUCUUUUCUUGUUUUAUGUCUAAUAUUAUCAUCGCAGGGGCAUACAUGGGGCAUCAAUUACCAAAUAAUGUGCAAUUUUUAAGACCACAGGGAGUUGGCGGCUUUGGCAGGGACGAAGCUGCUUUUGGAUCUCUAACCACAACUCAGCAAUCAUUUCAGCAACCAAGCGUCAGAUACCCAGCACCCAGCAGCAGCAGCAGCACCUUAGACACUUUUUCUCCAAUGAGAGGAAACCCAUUUGGAUGAUCGAAAGCUAUUUCGGCCUCCAAGCAUCUUCAGGAGGAAGACUGCAUCCAUAUGGAGGGAAGUCUGCAGGAGAGAGCACCUCCAAGCAUCUUGUUAAAAAUCAGUUAAUAUGUUCUCACAUCACAGUACUAUUUUGUAUAUUAUUAAAACAAUAGUAUAUUGGAAGUAAGUGGGAUGCUUCUGUUGAAUUAACUGACCA